Telopea speciosissima is the source of this 339-nucleotide messenger RNA. RefSeq lists its product as uncharacterized. Bases 1 to 339 code for a protein of 112 amino acids. The record is from RefSeq and is a predicted model, not a curated record. NCBI's taxonomy places the organism in Eukaryota, Viridiplantae, Streptophyta, Magnoliopsida, Proteales, Proteaceae. The transcript has a single exon.
AUGUUAAUCGGUGUAUUCGGCUCCGCUGUUGCAGCUGCUUGGGUGGGCUCUGGGCUUGUAGCCAAUAUGUUUAGAGCUAAGGCCCAUCGCCGAGAAGGUCACUGUAUGGUGGCGUUCGGCACGGGACAACCACUUGCUUUCUACGGUUCCUGGCCAUUAUUCACUCUAGCACACCACAACACCGUGUGGUUGAGUGCUGAGUUAGUGGAUCCGGGAUCCCGGUUUACUGCCUAUGCUAUCUUGGGUGACGAUAUUGUCAUCGGAGAUGCAGAGGUGGCAGCUAUGUACCAGAAGGUGGUGGCCAUAGCCAAGGUUCAUAUUAAAAAAGUUCGGACUUAA